Messenger RNA from Pelobates fuscus (common spadefoot toad), 3766 nucleotides. It is a transcript of the gene HTR2A, whose product is annotated as 5-hydroxytryptamine receptor 2A. Gene Ontology annotation, molecular function: G protein-coupled serotonin receptor activity; neurotransmitter receptor activity. The record is from RefSeq and is a predicted model, not a curated record. Gene Ontology annotation, biological process: release of sequestered calcium ion into cytosol; phospholipase C-activating G protein-coupled receptor signaling pathway; chemical synaptic transmission. Bases 737 to 2188 code for a protein of 483 amino acids. Gene Ontology annotation, cellular component: plasma membrane; dendrite. NCBI's taxonomy places the organism in Eukaryota, Metazoa, Chordata, Amphibia, Anura, Pelobatidae. The transcript has 4 exons.
GCAAGACAUGAUGAUGUCUCUGCUUGAUUCAGCAUGAAGUGGUCCCUCUUUGUGGAGGCUGUCCCUUCGAGUUAAUGACAGUGUAGCAUUGGCAGGUAAUGUGAGUGUCAGACACAACUCUGCUUGUGAUUGUUUAGUUCACCCUAACCAUGUUUAAAGAAGGAAUUAAAUCCUUCCAUCCUGGACAGAUCUGUGAAAGAGGGAAAAAAGCGUUUACAUUACUACAAGAGCUGCUUUAAUUCCAACAUGAUUUAAUCUGGUCAAUUGUACUGAACUUAAAGCUGCAACACUACUGCACAGUUCUGCAAAUCGUGGGGAUACAGUUCCAACAGACUAGCAGAGGCUGUAUCACACCUGGUGAUGGAAUUUACUUAAUGCAACACCUGGAUGAGGCUUCCUAACCACACAAAUGAAAAAUGUGAUUAAAAAAAAGGAAAAUGGUUCUUUGGGAUGUGUUUGACCUUUUUGAAACUCCAAAUUAAUAUCAUGAUUUCAGCUCGGAGUCUGGAUGCUACAAUGGACUGAGUGUUACUAUUGUAUUUGCUGAUGCCUGACUUUAAAAGAAUCAGGAAGAAAAUAUGCUGUUACCAACCAUGAAGGGGAGCAAUGUGUCUGGUUUUGUGUGGACCUUAUCAAAUCCAGAGAGAGAAUGGUGAGCUACUGGGAACUCCAAGAAUAAACCACAGACCCUUUCUAAACCCAAGGCAUCUCUCCACACUGGAUCCUUAAAACACCAAUGUUGGAAAAAAGUUACCCCUUUUUAAUCUUUCAGAUCAUUUAUCUACAGAACUCAGGUUUAAAUAUGGAUACUUUUAGCAAAGAGAAGUUUGUCAACAUCUCUAAAAGCUCCUUGAUUCAACUUAAUCAUGACAGGAGGUUUUACAAAAGUGACAUUGGGACAGGAGGACCCAACACAUCAGAAAUAUUUAACUGGACCAUGGCUACUGGAAAUGUAACACCUGUCACCUCAGGGGGAAGUACAUUUUCUUUAGAAAAGAACUGGCCUGCCCUUUUAACAGUGACAGUGAUUGUAGUCACUAUUGCUGGCAAUAUACUGGUCAUUUUGGCUGUCUCUCUGGAGAAAAAACUACAAAAUGCCACCAAUUAUUUUUUGAUGUCACUUGCUAUAGCUGACAUGCUCCUGGGUUUCUUUGUCAUGCCCAUUUCAAUGUUGAACAUACUAUAUGAUUAUGAAUGGCCUUUACAUAGGAAACUUUGUCCGAUAUGGAUUUUUUUGGAUGUACUGUUCUCCACUGCUUCUAUCAUGCACCUCUGUGCAAUUUCUCUGGAUCGGUUUAUUGCAAUACGAAAUCCCAUCCAUCACAGCCGCUUCAAUUCAAGGACCAAGGCCUUCGCCAAAAUAUUCGCAGUGUGGACAAUAUCUGUAGGUAUCUCCAUGCCCGUGCCUGUGUUUGGACUACAAGAUGACAGCAAAGUCUUUAACCAAGAAAACUGUUCUUUGGCAGAUGAGAAUUUUAUCAUUGUUGGUUCCUUUAUUGCAUUUUUUAUACCUUUGCUCAUAAUGCUGGUCACAUAUUUUUUAACUAUAAGAUCUCUGCAGAAAGAAGCUACUUUGUGUUUUAACAACCUGGGGGCAAAAAGCAAACUGGCUUUAUUCAGUUUCCUUCCUCAAAGCUCAAUUUCUUCAGAGAAACUAUUUCAGCGCUCUUUGCAAAAGGAACUGGCUCCAUAUGGAAGAAGGACAAUGCAGUCCAUUACAAAUGAGCAGAAAGCAUCAAAGGUCCUGGGUAUUGUAUUUUUUCUUUUUGUGGUGAUGUGGUGCCCGUUUUUCAUCACAAAUGUGAUGGCCGUGUUUUGCAAAGAGUCUUGCAAUGAGCAUAUCAUUACAGAACUACUGAAGGUAUUUGUUUGGAUUGGUUACCUGUCUUCGGCAGUAAACCCACUGGUCUACACACUCUUUAAUCAGACUUAUCGGUCUGCAUUCUCCCGUUACAUUCAGUGUCGAUACAGGGAAGAAAAGAAGCCUUUACAAUUAAUCUUAGUAAAUACUAUUCCUGCAUUGGCUUACAACUCGAGCCAACUUCAGCUUGCCCAAAUGAAGAAUUUAAAGAAAGAACAAAAAAAGAAAACAAACGACUAUUCUUUGGUUACUAUUGGAUUGCACCCAUUAGACAAAGUGACAAAGACCGGGGUGGGAACACUAAAUGAGAACGUGAGUUGUUUGUAAUGUGACAACAUUGGAAGCUCACAAUUUUAAAAAUGUUAUAUACACAGGGCUUGAUUUCUCAUUUGACAGUAUGGGCUUAAAGCUAAAUCAGGACUGGAAUCCAGAAAUCAUUAAAUGAGAAAAUAGAAAUAUAUUUCGGGGAAUAUUUACCGUCUCUGAGUUGCAUGUAAACAGGAGAACUAAAAUCUGUGGUUUUGCUUUUAGGGAACUAAAAUUGGGUUCAAAUGACAAGUCAAGAGCACCACACUUUUACCAUACAGUUAGGAUCAUGAGCUGUGCAAAUCCACAAUAGCCAUACCUCUCAACAUUGGGAGGUAUGAGAUCAGGACAGCUGGGUGGAAAAAAAGGCAGGCCUGCACAUUGAUCAAGCAUAUCAACCUGGUAUGAAGCACGCUAGGCUAAUUGACAGCCCACUUGGCCAGCCCCCAACAUACAGGACCAUGCACACAGUGCUGCUGAAGCACACUCUGCACGGUCCUAGUCCCUUUUCACAAUGCAAGGGCGUCCAAUGAUGCACCAGCACUGUGCUGCCCACGGACAAAAUUGGGAUGGAAGGACAGGAUCUCGAAAUCGGUACUGUCCCACCAUAAUAGGGACUAUUGGGAAUCCUACAAUACUUAGAGCAGAAAUGCAUACAAUUCCUGGUGCAUGACAACAUAUUACGAUGGUGGGUGUGCAUGCAGCUUACUAAACUACCAAGCUUGUAAUUUGUUUACUCACUCAAAAAUCUUUAAAAGUUUACUCCAACCUAUUGCUAACUAGGUCCCUCCAUAAAAUGCAUGAUUACAUGGUAAAACUUACCUGCAAUCCAGUCCCGGGUGAUGCUCUCGGCACUUCUCUCCAGCACACAGGGUCCCUCACACAGUCUAAUGAAAUGCUUCUCAUGAAGAAGCAUUUCAUUGGACCAUUCUUACUGGCUCGGAGUGCAUGCGCAUGCUCAGAGCCGGUGAGGGGUGGGAGGAGACAGGCAUGGCUGGACUGCUAUUAAAAUUUUAUUUUUUUUAACUGAUCUAUCCAACAGAGGGAGGCGGGGAGGGACUGCAAGUAGAGAGGAAGGGAGGGUGGCCAGAGCUAAAAAAAGAAGUUAAAUAAACACAUAAUUAGGCAGCCCGGAACAGAGAUGUGGGCUGCCACGUUGUGUGCUAGGGUUGCAAACAGCAACUGUCACACAAGUGCCAAUAACCCAGUAUGUGCACUGUUUCAAGAAAAAAACACUGCACAAAAAGCAGACGUGGUCAUGGUGGUUGGAGUAACCCUUUAAAGGCUACAUUUUACUUAAAUUCUAGCCUAGUGUCUGGCUCAGAAUCAUGGUAAAUUCAGUUUGCAAAAAAUGCUUCAAUAUCAUGUUUAAUAAUCAGGGUUCUAGGCAAUGACCCUGCUUGUCUUAUGAGAAAUUUACCCCUGUGUGAACACUAAUGGAACAUUAGAGGAGAUGUUAGAGCAUUUCUACCCAAUAAACAUGUAUAAAAAAGGACAUUCUGAAAACCAUAUCAUUUUAAUUUAUUCAAGGAAACCAGGGUGUGCGUUUUUAAAAUGUGAAGACAUAAACAUGUACACUAUUUAUAUUUAUUUUUUAAA